Molecule: messenger RNA, 665 nt
Organism: Amoebophrya sp. A25
Lineage: Eukaryota; Dinophyceae; Syndiniales; Amoebophryaceae
Source: the annotation of a GenBank genome assembly
CAUCAACAAGGGUCCAAGGCGAAACGCAAGCGAAUCGCAAUCCACCUGGUCCAACAACAUCCACUAUUUAUAGGGUGUCUGUUGGCAAGCCGCGUCGUUUUAUUUUGGGGGAUUAUGGUUACGGCAUGUCCACGACCUCGACUGCGGGUGCUGGAUCUACCGAUCCUCACUCGCUUCGGCUAACGCCUUUAUUAAGGGUUACCACAUUGCAUUCUUCACUACCAUCCUUGACUUUUUUUCCAGUAGGAAAAGGGUCAGGGAUGAUCUGAAGAAUGCAAUGUCGCAACCUCUAACUUUAGAUUUGAUGACCCUGGAUCCAGUGAGGUUUAACCGAGUGUGUACAGUGGCGCGGUGGCAUGAGAGAGACGAGUCCUCUACUACUGAAGCGCAGGAGCAGGAUGACAGCACUUCAUGUUCGAGGAGCAAGACGUUUUUGGAAUCUCGAAAAAGGGAAGUUGCUCUUGGUGCUGCACACGACGCAAAACCUUUGCCAGAAUCUCUUAGUCCUGAGAUGAACAAAAAGUCGUACACCUUUACAUCUGGCGAUUCCAAACGGUCGCAUACGGUACUGGAAUUACCUUCUACUUCUAGUUCUUUUCUCCCUGAAGGGAAUAACAAACAGCACAAACAAGUUCUUGGCCACGCUACUGCUAGAAGUUCUCCAG